GGAAGAUGGCGGGAGGGCGACUCUGAGGAGACCUCGGCGGCGGCGGAGGAGGAGAGAAGCGCAGCGCCGCGCCGCGCCGGGGCCCAUGUGGGGAGGAGUCGGAGUCGCUGUUGCCGCCGCCGCCGCCGCCUGUAGCUGCUGGACUCGGGUGGGAGUGAGGGGGACCCGGCAGGAUGAAGUUCGCCGAGCACCUCUCCGCGCACAUCACUCCCGAGUGGAGGAAGCAAUACAUCCAGUAUGAGGCUUUCAAGGAUAUGCUGUAUUCAGCUCAAGACCAGGCACCUUCUGUGGAAGUUACAGAUGAAGACACAGUAAAGAGGUAUUUUGCCAAGUUUGAAGAAAAAUUUUUCCAAACCUGUGAAAAGGAACUUGCCAAAAUCAACACAUUUUAUUCAGAAAAACUUGCAGAGGCUCAACGCAGGUUUGCUACACUUCAGAAUGAGCUUCAGUCAUCACUGGAUGCACAGAAAGAAACCACUGGUGUUACUACAUUGCGACAACGCAGAAAGCCGGUCUUCCACCUGUCACAUGAGGAACGUGUCCAACAUAGGAAUAUUAAAGACCUUAAACUGGCAUUCAGUGAGUUCUACCUCAGUCUUAUCCUGCUGCAGAACUAUCAGAAUCUGAAUUUUACAGGGUUUCGAAAAAUCCUUAAAAAGCAUGACAAGAUUCUGGAAACAUCUCGUGGAGCAGAUUGGAGAGUGGCUCAUGUAGAAGUGGCCCCAUUCUAUACGUGCAAGAAAAUCAAUCAGCUCAUCUCUGAAACUGAGGCUGUAGUGACCAAUGAACUUGAAGAUGGUGACAGACAAAAGGCUAUGAAACGAUUGCGUGUGCCCCCUCUGGGAGCUGCUCAGCCUGCACCAGCAUGGACUACUUUUAGGGUUGGCCUAUUUUGUGGAAUAUUCAUUGUACUAAAUAUUACCCUUGUGCUUGCAGCUGUGUUUAAACUUGAAACAGAUACAGGUAUAUGGCCCUUGAUAAGAAUCUAUCGUGGUGGCUUUCUUCUGAUUGAAUUCCUUUUUCUACUUGGCAUCAAUACAUAUGGUUGGAGACAGGCUGGAGUAAAUCAUGUGCUCAUCUUUGAACUUAAUCCAAGAAGCAAUUUGUCUCAUCAACAUCUUUUUGAGAUUGCUGGAUUCCUGGGGAUACUGUGGUGCCUGAGCCUUUUGGCAUGCUUCUUUGCUCCAAUUAGUGUCAUCCCCACAUAUGUCUAUCCACUUGCCCUUUAUGGAUUUAUGAUCUUCUUUCUUAUCAACCCCACCAAAACUUUUUAUUAUAAGUCUCGGUUUUGGCUCCUUAAGCUGCUGUUUCGAGUAUUUACAGCCCCCUUCCAUAAAGUAGGCUUUGCUGAUUUCUGGCUAGCUGAUCAGCUGAACAGCCUGUCAGUGAUACUAAUGGACCUGGAAUAUAUGAUCUGCUUCUACAGUUUUGAGCUCAAAUGGGAUGAAAAUACUGGUCUGUUGCCAAAUGCAGGUAGGAAGAGAGGACACUCUGACACUAAUGUGUUCUUUUACUUGUGGAUCGUCUUUUGUAUCAUCAGUUCCUGCUACACCCUCAUCUGGGAUCUAAAGAUGGAUUGGGGUCUAUUUGAUAAGAAUGCUGGAGAAAACACUUUCCUCCGGGAAGAGAUUGUAUAUCCUCAAAAAGCUUACUACUACUGUGCCAUCAUAGAGGAUGUCAUACUGCGCUUUGCUUGGACUAUCCAAAUCUCAAUUACCUCUACAACUAAGUUGUCUAAUGUUGGGGACAUCAUUGCAACUGUCUUUGCCCCCCUUGAAGUUUUCCGGCGUUUUGUGUGGAACUUCUUCCGUCUGGAGAAUGAACAUCUAAAUAACUGUGGUGAAUUCCGUGCUGUGCGAGACAUCUCCGUGGCUCCACUGAAUGCAGAUGAUCAGACACUUCUUGAGCAGAUGAUGGACCAGGAAGAUGGGGUUCGAAACCGCCAAAAGAAUCGGUCAUGGAAGUAUAACCAGAGCAUAUCCCUGCGCCGGCCUCGCCUUGCUUCUCAAUCCAAGACUCGUGACACUAAAGUAUUGAUAGAAGACACGGAUGAUGAAGCUAACACUUGAAUUCUCUGAAGUCUAGAUUAACAUCCUGGUUUUCCUACUCUACAAUUCUUUCCUCGACCAACGCAACCUCUAGUACCUUUUUUCCAGCUGAAAACAGGAGAAAAAAACAUAACACAUUUUCCGAGCUCUUCCAGAUCGGAUCCUAUGGACUCCAAACAAGCUCACUGUGUUUCUUUUCUUUUCUUCUGGUUUAAUCUUAAUUUUCUAUUUUUAAAACAAAUACUUCAUUUUGCCAAUUAGAGGAUGUUUUAAGAAACAAAAACAUAGUAUCUUAUGGAUUGUUUACAAUCACAAGGACACAGAUAUCUAUCAAGAUGAAGAACAGAACAGGCAUUGAAAGGACCCUCUGAUGGGAUAGUAUGGAGAUGUCUCUCAGCUUCUGCUUUGCCGGUUUUGACUGGUUGAAACCGGACAUUGGUUUUUAAAUUUUGUCAGUUUAUGUGGAGAAUUUUUUCCUUUCCUUUCCUUCAUACCCAGCACAAAGGCACUGGCUGCACUUGCAGGAAAAGUGCAACUUAGAGCAGUACCUUCAUUCAUGAAGCUACUUUUUAAUUUGAUUUAACUUUUCUUAUUUGGGGGAGGGUUGUUGGGGGGGUGGGCAAUAUGAUGUAUUUGUUACAUAUGGUUUUCUCAUUAUUUAUGAACUUAACCAUAAAAGAAUGAUAUAACUCCUGUGCAAUGAUAGUGAUAACAGUGAAAGAAGAUGGGGGAAACUAAUGUUGGAUGGCAUUUAUGAGUCCCACAUACCUCUUUCAGGAUACAACUUGCACCAGUUUGACUUUUUCUCUUUCUAAUUUUAAGCCAAAGUUUUAUUACUAAAUUUUAAGUUGCUGCUGCUUUAGAGUCCUGAGCAUCUCUCAUAAUAAAGCAUCCCACACGCUUCUAUACUCCUCCUAGUUGAAAUUCAUGUAAGAGGUUCUGGUACUUAGUUUUUUAGAAGUAGAUGUGGACUAUGUUUGCCCACAUCCUAGCCAUAACAACUAAAAUUAUGCCUUACUAUGCUCCAGCAUGUAGGGGAAUUGUAAUACAAUACUGAGUUGAAAGACAGCUAUUUUGGAGGUUCUUCACACCAAUACUAGGUAUUUUUUCCUCUGCUCUUACCCACUUAAGCCAGAAUUGAUCAAAUUAAAAGUCCAUUGUGGGGAACCAUAUACUGUUGUGAAUAACAAGGGUGUCCUCAUAUUAUAUUGCUACAUAUUGCUACAAAAGACCUUGUUAGCAGUUUCUGCCAGCAGUUUUAAGAAAUAACCACUGAGUUUUCUGCCCUGCCAUGGUAGAAACCUGAGCUAAAAUGUUGCAAUCUAAACCUGGACAUACAUAAAAAUAUAUAUACAUUCAUAUAUACAUAUACCAGACUAAUAUGGUCUGUAUACAAUACCAAUUCUCACUUGCUUUUCUCAUUCCUUUUCCUCCUAAGAUGUCCAUUAAAUUUAGCAUUUCAUGGUUGGGGUGUAUUUCAGUAGUGGAAAUACUUGCCAAGAAAAUUAAGGCCCUAGGUACAGCCUCAAGCACUGAAAAAAUAUACAUAUAUAUAUAUAUAUAUAUAUAUAAUCUACCAAAAUUAAUAUAAAACUAUUAGGAAAAAGUAGUCUUUUAAUGCCCACUCAAGACCCAGAUGAAGUUCCAAAGUCAAACAUCAGUAGAUUCAUGAAAGUAAAAUUUUAUGACAUUCACAUUUAUUUUUAGACCAAGAAACAACCAAGUAGAAAGGCAGCUGUUAACAGUUCCUCACGCUUAAUGCUCUUCAACUUAGGUUUUUGUUAUCAGACCGUCUUCUCCGUAUCAUAAAACUUCACUCCCUGCUAUUGAUAAAUUUCUAUCAGUUAACUGACAAAUUUUUUAAAAGGAGUUUCUUACAUUUUUAUUCUGAUAAGCUUCCAAAAUUUGUUCCCUGUAUGAACUGAAAAUUUGUUCCCUGUAUGAACUGAAAAUUUCUUUUUCCUGAAAAAUCAUACAACUUUGUGGCUUCUAUGGCUAUCAUUUGUUUUGCCAAGCAAUCCCUUUCUUAAGACAGAAGGGAAAUGUUUACUUUUUCUUAAUUUUAAAUAAAUCCUGCCUAAUAAUCAGUGGCGACAAUAUACUAAGAGACCUUUAGUAGAUAAAAGGCUAUAUUAUUUCUACUUUAGAAUUUUUCCCUAACCUGUUUUUUUAUACUUUAAAACUUUGAGGGAACUAUUACUAGUCUAUCAAGCAAUAGCAGUAAUUAUUAGUAUAUGUAGAAGACCAGUGGUCAGUCAUUUCUUAGACAAAAUUGCUGGUACUCUGUAUCUAGAGCCACUUGAAUUGUCAGCUCCAUUCUCUGUUAGUGAAUCUAGGUGAUGGUACAGAGAAAAUCUUACCUUAAAUGCUGGUAUUUCAACUCCUGGUUUUUACUUCAGUGUAUCAAAUGGAUAGUUUGUUCUUUCUCCUCUAGGCCCCAUCAGUCUUCUUUUUUCAUAGGUAAUACACUGAUAAAAAAUACAUUUUUUUCUUUUUCUGGUAUGUUUGUCCUGUUGGUGUAUAGGCUGCUUAGAAAUAAGGCUUAUGAACUUUCAGCUUACUGUGACAAAGUCUCAAAUACCUAAUUAAACAUCCAUUUCUUUCCUCUUAGAACUGUAAUGAGAAAAAGGGCAUCCCUCACCAAAAGUGUUUGGAAGACAAAGUAAUACACGUUUACAUUCUUUCCCUCAUAAAAAAGUAAUGCACCUUUUCCACCUUUUCUGUGCUCUAGUACUUGUGAAUGUAAUAUCCUGCCUAAAAUUUUAUUGGAGACUCGUAUAUACUAAAACUCUUGAUAGCUUCAUUCUUAGUUUAAUCAAAGGUGUAAAAUAUUAUCUGAUAUAGAAAUUCUAGUGUUUUUAUUUGAGAACCACUCCAUUUUUAAUACCAGUUAAAAUAUCCCCCAGAGGAAUGAGGAGAAAAACUCUAAACAAAAGAAUAAAAUUCACUUUUUAGAUUUAUGUAAGUAUGAAAGCACUUGUGUAUGCAGAGAAAUUAGAAAACAACGAUGUUUUAUUUGGUAGGCACUAUUUUAAGCACUCUCACUUAAGGCUGCCUGUCAUUAGACUCCUUAGGCAAACUGCUUCACUUCAGACUCAGAAACUAGCAGUCAAUAGUAACCUAUACUAACUGUUAAAGAAGGAAAAUUGUGGCCAGGAUCCAUGACUCAAAAUGCUUUUCUGCUAUUUUAACUGAGCUCUUACUGGAUUUGUUCACAUAUGCUAGCUUUCUACCAUCAUUAGAUCAAGUACAUUCACCAGAGAAAGCUUCUCAUUCGUUUCUGAACAGGUGAACUAAGGUAAGAACACACAGCAAAUUAGCAGACAUAUGGUUGAAGAGUAAAAAAAUAAUUUUGGAUCUAACAGAGAAGAGUGGAAGACGUUGGACCUUGGCAGUAGAUGCAGGGCCAUUUGAAAAGUGUGUGAGCUCAGUGACAUGUUGGUGAUGCCUCUCCAGACCUCUCUCCCUGAUUAUGUUGUGGAGAAAGAGCUGCCGUGAUAGAUGUUCUUAUUGUUCCCUCACUAUUUUACCUUACAUUCUAAGAAAAA
Dipodomys ordii (Ord's kangaroo rat) is the source of this 5596-nucleotide messenger RNA. It is a transcript of the gene Xpr1, whose product is annotated as xenotropic and polytropic retrovirus receptor 1. NCBI's taxonomy places the organism in Eukaryota, Metazoa, Chordata, Mammalia, Rodentia, Heteromyidae. Gene Ontology annotation, cellular component: cytoplasm; Golgi apparatus; plasma membrane. The coding region runs from base 174 to 2069 and encodes 631 amino acids. The transcript is spliced from 15 exons. Gene Ontology annotation, molecular function: inositol hexakisphosphate binding. Gene Ontology annotation, biological process: phosphate ion transport; cellular response to phosphate starvation. The record is from RefSeq and is a predicted model, not a curated record.